Messenger RNA from Prunus dulcis (almond), 1485 nucleotides. Its product is annotated as cleavage stimulating factor 64. The transcript is spliced from 7 exons. NCBI's taxonomy places the organism in Eukaryota, Viridiplantae, Streptophyta, Magnoliopsida, Rosales, Rosaceae. Bases 28 to 1203 code for a protein of 391 amino acids. Gene Ontology annotation, biological process: mRNA 3'-end processing. The record is from RefSeq and is a predicted model, not a curated record.
CUCUCUCUCUCGCAGUCUCAGCGGACAAUGGCGGGAAAGCAACUCGCCGGCGACAGUCUACCUGCGGAUUUCGCCGGCAUGUCGAAGAACCAGCUUUACACCAUCAUGUCUCAAAUGAAGAAUCUUAUAGAGCAGAACCAGCAGCAAGCCAGGCAGAUCCUCAUUCAGAACCCGCUUCUCACCAAAGCUCUUUUCCAGGCACAGAUUAUGCUUGGAAUGGUGCGCCCACCUCAAGUGAUUCCCAGCAUUCAGCCAUCAGCAUCACAGCAUUCCCAGCAGUCUACACAACCAACUCAGCAAUCAAACAUUCAGUCUGCUUCCGUGUCGCUGGGUCAAGUUGGUUUGCAGGACCAAACAGGGCCAUCUCAGAUCCAAGCUCCUCUGAGAAAGCAAUAUCAAAACCAAUCUACAAUGCCUAGCUCAUCAGCUGCUGUUCCAUCAAUAAAUCUUCAGUCUCAGCCUAUGCCUUCACACCCUCUGCAGACCCCACAGCAGCCUAAGGGACAUCUGAGUCAUCAAAUGACCCCGACAUCGCUUCCACAGUCCUCUCAACUUCCAAAUAUACCCUCACAUCCUCUUCAUUCUUCUUCACAGCCACCUUCGCUUCAUCAAACCCAAAUGCCUACUGCUUCCGGCCAGUUGCAACAGUCAUUACAGACAUCAGGAGUUCUGCAUAUGCCAAUGCAACCACCGUUGCCACCACAACCAAGACCACCUUCAAUGCCUAACUUCCAUCACCAGUAUCCGCAACAAAUGGGGCCAAACAUGGGUUACCAACAUGCUAAUUCUCAACAUCUUCCACAAUCCAUGUUUCAUUCAGGUACAAAACCCCCUGUUAGUGCUGGGCCAUCAUUUCCCCAGGGACAGCCACCACUUCCAAGUCAACCACCACCUCAAUCUUUGUAUCAGGGUGGAGGUAUGCAUUUAGGUUCAGAGUUCAACAAUCAAGCUGGAUCUUCCAUGCAAGUGGACAGAGGAUCAUGGAUGUCUGGCCCCUCGGAGAGUUCAAGUUCAGGACCGCCACAAUUGGUUCCUGGUCAAAUGGGCCCUGGAAGCCAGUCGACUCGCCCCCCACCUUUGACCCCUGAUAUGGAGAAGGCACUGCUUCAACAGGUCAUGAGCCUCACACCAGAUCAAAUUAACCUCCUGCCUCCAGAGCAAAGGAAUCAAGUGCUACAGCUACAGCAGAUAUUGCGCCAAUAAACUUGUGUGAAUUUUUGAAAAUUUUCAUACGGAAGUUGGACGGACAGCUUUAAACUUUUUCUUUUUCUUUUUCUCAGAGAUACGAUGGGCUAUUUAGUAAUCGAAGUUAUGUCACAUAAAUUUGUUACUUAUCAAUGAGUUUUUAAUUGAUUGUAUGCGUCGGAGGUUGAUGCAGAGUGUCUUGUAACGCGAAGGUGUUGUAAUUGUAUCUUUGGAAAUAUGCUGCCAAUUACUUGGCGAAGUUUUCUUGUUAGAAUGUAAGACUUGAAUUUCCUUCAUCUA